AUGGUUCUCCAGUCCGUCGUCAGCUCUGUCGUGUCGCCCGUGCUCGUCACGUCGGCGGUCCUCAUUACGAUCGCGCUCCGGAAUACGCACCCGCGCCAUGUCUCCAAGGCCAAGGCCGCCACGUCCAAGGUCAUUUGGCACGGCUGCCGCUAA
Molecule: messenger RNA, 153 nt
Organism: Saprolegnia diclina VS20
Lineage: Eukaryota; Oomycota; Saprolegniomycetes; Saprolegniales; Saprolegniaceae
Exons: 1
Coding region: 1-153 (50 amino acids)
Source: RefSeq, a predicted model, not a curated record